Molecule: messenger RNA, 423 nt
Organism: Aspergillus luchuensis
Lineage: Eukaryota; Fungi; Ascomycota; Eurotiomycetes; Eurotiales; Aspergillaceae
Exons: 3
Coding region: 1-423 (140 amino acids)
Source: RefSeq, a predicted model, not a curated record
AUGAGUCGCAUGCAGAACGGCCAAUUACCAAUUUCCCUGAAGAGGCCAAGCGAAGAAAGUUCCACUCACUCGGAAGAUACUACGGUGCACAAGUACAACUACAACCAUCACAGCAGCGAUUCUAAUAAUAAUAACAACCCUCCCGAUAUUGAAAAAUGUCAGCCCUACCGGGGGUAUAGGCGACACGAUGAUCACGAUGACGAUGACAAUGACAAUGACACGGAAAUUCUGAGCAAUGCUAGUGGUGAUAGCAGUAUUAGUAGUAGAUAUGGACGACAAAGGUCACGGGUGGUGAUGAAGCUCUACGCGGCGUCUUAUGUCGCUUUUGCCAUUCUGUCGUUCUUCUCUGCCGCUUAUUACUUCUUGUGCUGGAUGCCGUAUGAACCGUCCAACAGUGAUCCAUUCCCGGGCCGUCAUCGGUGA